Trematomus bernacchii (emerald rockcod) is the source of this 2921-nucleotide messenger RNA. RefSeq names its product HIRA interacting protein 3 (gene hirip3). Lineage: Eukaryota; Metazoa; Chordata; Actinopteri; Perciformes; Nototheniidae. The transcript has 12 exons. The coding region runs from base 60 to 2195 and encodes 711 amino acids. Gene Ontology annotation, cellular component: nucleus. The record is from RefSeq and is a predicted model, not a curated record.
CCUAGCCGCAGCCGCCAAAAAGGACCCAACAGUCGCCAAAAAGGACCCAACAGUCAAACAUGGAUGCGAAAGAGAAAACAGGUAUCCGCAGGUUUGUGUGUGAUCAACUGCGUGAUGAGCCAGACCUCAGCACACUAACCUUAAGAAUAUUGAAAAAGCGAUACCUGGAACGUGUGCAAUGUGACUCAUUAAGUCCAGAGGUCAAACAUUUCCUAAAGCAGGUGGUUGAAGAGGCACUGAUAAAAAUGCAGGAAAAUGAUGAAAACGAUAGUGAGCUGGAAACCAAGAAGUCCCAAAACAAAAGGAAGAGAAAAGAUGAGGUGUUGAGUGGGGGGGAAGACGAAGAUGAAUCCACAGCAAAAAAGCCCCGUCGUCGGUCGAGCCCAUCCUCUGAAUCAGAGGUCAAAAAGGACUGCAAAACAGGAAGUGAUGACAGUGAGGAGGAAGAGAAAGUGAAAUCUGAGGAUGAAAAGAAAGAGGUAAAGAAAUCACAGCGCACCACAAACGGGAAGAGUAAACCGCAGAUAAGCAGUGAGAAAUCAUCUGAUGAAGAAAUGAAUGAGUCAGAAAAUAAAGGCAAAGAGAGUAGCUGUGAGGACAGUCCAAAAGAAAAGGCGAUAAAGAAAACGGAUGCGACAAAGAAUGGAGAGUCGGGAAGCAGCGAUGCAAGCAAAGGAAAGAAAACACCUCAGAGUGAUGAGGAGGAUGAACCUGACACGGAGAGGGAGUCAGAAAAAAGUGAACAAAUGAAAGACAAAGACCCCUCAGAUGACAGUGAAAAAGAAGAAAAAGUCUUGGUGGAAAAGAAAAACAACGACUCAGACUCUGAUGCAUCGUCACUCACCUCUUUGGACGAGGAACAGAAUAAUGGAAAAGAAAAUACACCAGCUGAUAAAAAGAAGAAAGCCACGAAAAAAGUGGAGAAAAAAGAGAAGAGCGCCAGCGGUCCAAAGGGGAACGAUGCAUCCGUUGUGAGGCUCAAGCGAUACAUUACUCUGUGUGGCGUGAAGCUGAAUUACAAGAAGGUGCUCGAGGACUGUCACUCGGUCCGCUCCCAGGUGGCUGUCCUGAAGAAGCAGCUGGAAGAUCUUGGUGUUGAUGGUCAGCCAUCUAUUAAGAAAUGCAGAAAAAUCAAAAUGAAAAGAGAGGAAACUCAGGAACAAGCUGAUCUCGAUGUCAGCAACAUCAUUGCCACAGAAGAAUCAGAGGUCAAAAAGGACUGCAAAACAGGAAGUGAUGACAGUGAGGAGGAAGAGAAAGUGAAAUCUGAGGAUGAAAAGAAAGAGGUAAAGAAAUCACAGCGCACCACAAACGAGAAGAGUAAACCGCAGAUAAGCAGUGAGAAAUCAUCUGAUGAAGAAAUGAAUGAGUCAGAAAAUAAAGGCAAAGAGAGUAGCUGUGAGGACAGUCCACAAGAAAAGGCGAUAAAGAAAACGGAUGCGACAAAGAAUGGAGAGUCGGGAAGCAGCGAUGCAAGCAAAGGAAAGAAAACACCUCAGAGUGAUGAGGAGGAUGAACCUGACACGGAGAGCGAGUCAGAAAAAAGUGAACAAAUGAAAGACAAAGACCCCUCAGAUGACAGUGAAAAAGAAGAAAAAGUCUUGGUGGAAAAGAAAAACAACGACUCAGACUCUGAUGCAUCGUCACUCACCUCUUUGGACGAGGAACAGAAUAAUGGAAAAGAAAAUACACCAGCUGAUAAAAAGAAGAAAGCCACAAAAAAAGUGGAGAAAAAAGAGAAGAGCGCCAGCGGCCCAAAGGGGAACGAUUUAUCCGUUGUGAGGCUCAAGCGCUACAUUACUCUCUGUGGCGUGAGGCUGAAUUACAAGAAGUUGCUCAAGGACUGUCACUCGGUCCGCUCCCAGGUGGCUGUCCUGAAGAAGCAGCUGGAAGAUCUUGGUGUUGAUCGUCAGCCAUCUAUUAAGAAAUGCAGAAAAAUCAAAAUGAAAAGAGAGGACAUUCAGGAACUAGCUGAUCUCGAUGUCAGCAACAUCAUUGCCACAGAAGGUCGACCUAAGCGCAGAGGAACCUCUGCAUGGAAGGAACGGCAGGACUUUCCGUCCUCCACAUAUCUGCGCACUGUGAACACCGGCUCUGAUAGUGAUGAAGAAAACAAACCAAACAGAGGGCGAAAGAGAGCUACAGACUGGGCCAACCUGCAGGGGAUCAUCAGUGACGAUGCAGACAGCAACUGACUGGGACACCAGUGUUCUUAGAUAUGGAUAUUUAUCUUUCGUUAUGUUUUUUGUAAAAGUUGGCUUUACGUAUGUUUUUGAUACUAUUACAAAUGUAUUUCUGAAACCUUUUGCAAAAAGAUAGAUUGUUCAAAUUAACACAUGAUGUUGCAUGUCUUGUUAUACCAUUUGAAAUGUAAUUCUAUGCUAUAUUUCUAAUAAAGUUGUUGUGCUUUGAUCAAAUAAUUAUUUAAUUUAAACCAGAGCUUUAAACUAUAUGGGUUCCUGAUUUCUAUUGCUUAUUCUAAAAUAAUAAAAAAGUAAUCAAUAAUGCAAAAAAGGACAGGAAAUGUAUUAAUUCAGUUAACAAUACACUAAUAUGGAAACAAGUAACAGGUAACAGCAGUAAUAGCAUGUAUCCGGACAUAUUUCCGGAACUAACGUAAGUAAGCUCUUGGAUAUUCGGAAUGUUUUGCAGACGGACCGGUCCCACAGGGUAACGUGUCCGCUCAAGCUCCUGCAGGUCAAUGAGAUAUUUCUUGUUAAUAAUUAUUGUACCAUCCAAGUAAUUGCCUUUUGUGUGUGUGUACGGCAGUAUUAUGUUGUGUUUUUGCUUAUUAAUAAGUCGGGACGUAUUUUCAGUGAGACAACGCAUGAUAAAACACAAUAACUGCAUGCAUGUGACCCUCAACCCCUCUGUCAAGUAUCAGUACUGUACAUAAUAAAAUAAACGAACAUUACAUUUAU